GAUACACUGUACAUACAGUAGAAUUCAUGCAAGUGUAGCCACUACUUCCCUCAUGAUUAUAUGUCAUUGUGUAGUUUUCCCUUUUCCAAAGUGUUCCCGUGGACUUCUCUGUGUGUUUUUGUACACCAAGUGCUUCCUAUGCGCACCCACUAUAGACACAAGUGUUAGCCUCCUGUGAUGUGCAUGCGAGAUGUUAUGCACUGCACAUCCUGUGCUUUCGGUGUAGAGGCGAUAAGUUUUAUGCUUUUGUCCAGUGGUGCUAUGAGAGUCACCACCUUUUAGUUAAUGCAGUGUUAUUAAAUUGACAAACAAGGAUGUCUAACCUGGACUGGUUACACAAACUGUUCACAUAUGGAUACGAAGUAGUAGUUAAUAUCUGCCUUGUAAUGAAUCUGUAGUUCGGAUGGUGUCCUCCAGCUCCCAGUUAUUCUUUUAUUCAUAUCAGUAAUUUAAGCAAAUAAACUCAAUAUUUUGGAACCAGGAUCUGAAAUAAUGCCUUUGUAACUAUGCUGCAGGCUCAUGUCUUUCAGCGUUAAGACAUUAAAUAGCACUAUAACCAGUAACGUAACACUGGCUGUAGAGUGCACAUUUACAAUGCGCUUACAAAGAAAUACAUUGAUUAAAAGUUUCUUCUCAUCUGCUGCAGUUCCACUCUCAGCUCCCGAGGCCCUGAAGAUUUUGACAGAGAAAGACCAUGUGUUCCUCUUCUGGAAGAGCCUGGCAGUGAGAGAGAAGGGCUUCAAUGAGAGCAGGGGGUAUGAGGUGCACGUGUAUGACAGUGUGACAAACCAGACGGCUUACCUGGGGAACACAACGGAGACGUACUUCCGUAUCAGUAACUUGAUGGCAGGACACAACUACACUUUCUCUGUGCAGGCCCGCUGUCUGCUCAACAGCCAGCUGUGUGGGGAACCUGCCCUUCUACUGUACAACCAGCUGACAGCAGGGGCCAGUGAUGCUUCCCGCAGUGAGGGCCACUCAGGGGACAUGGCCGCAGUGGUGGUUCCCAUCCUCUUCCUGCUGCUUCUUGCAGUGUGUGGCGUCUUGGUGGCACUCUACCUCCGACACCGCCGAUUGCAGAAUAAUUUUACAGCCUUUGCCAACUCCCACUACAACUCUCGCCUGGGCUCUGCCAUUUUCUCCUCUGGGGAUGAGCUGGGUAAGAAACCUUUUCCUUUUGAGAUGCAUGUGGCCUUAGGCAAACCAUGUGUUUGUCACUUGACACUGCAGAGGUCAGUAGUUUUCAGGACCCAUCAGUGGUUGUUUCACUUAGUUGGCUGAUUUAGGGUGUGCAGUUUCCACAGUUGAUUGGUGGGAAGUCUGAUGGGGAUCACGUCUUUGUUGCUGCAGUGAAAGCGUGAAAGGUGGGGAUUCUGAGAAAGACUAAAGAAACCUAAACAAAAUCUAAAAAUCACCUCCAUAUGAAACUGGAGGAGGUAAAUGU
Molecule: messenger RNA, 1444 nt
Organism: Monopterus albus (swamp eel)
Lineage: Eukaryota; Metazoa; Chordata; Actinopteri; Synbranchiformes; Synbranchidae
Product: sortilin-related receptor-like
Exons: 3
Coding region: 520-1281 (253 amino acids)
Molecular function (GO): protein binding
Source: RefSeq, a predicted model, not a curated record